AGAAAUCGAACAGGAAAAAUCAGGGUUACCGAUCUGGCUGAGUCGCGGACUAGGUCGCUCUCUUUAAGACGUUCGCGGCACUGCCUUCGUUGCGCACGGCAGACUAUCAGCCGGUCGCCUCCAGGAUAAAACAGCCACUCUAAUUUUUGUUGCUCAUCGGUUUUGUGCGAAAACCGGAGCUCUAUGAACUCACUCUCUAUCUCGUGUUUCUGCUCUCUGAGGUGUGUUUAGAGGGUCUAGGGGUCUGCUAUUUAUAGGAGCAGAAAACCUAGAAUAUUCCCUCUUUCUUUGGGAAUAAGCCACAUUUUAAUUAGGAAG
Molecule: messenger RNA, 318 nt
Organism: Linum tenue
Lineage: Eukaryota; Viridiplantae; Streptophyta; Magnoliopsida; Malpighiales; Linaceae
Source: the annotation of a GenBank genome assembly